GCUACCCUUUAUCUCUUUAUCCACACUGUUUGUGCCACCAAAAUUACGAAUGGCGGCUACUUUAGAAUCAGCCUUCAUCCUCUUCGCACCUCAACGGUUCUCCAAUAGCCAUCGUUUCUCUGCAAAAGCACCGAUCUCCAUCAAGCUCCAUGCUUCCACCUCCCUUUUCUUCUCUUCCAAGUCCUCCUUCAAAACGGGAAGACUCUGCUUCCAGUUAUGCUCCACUUUGCAAGAGGUAGCAGCAACAGAAGAAACACCUGAGCUAACGCAACCAACAGACAACGUAAAGAAGCUGUACGUGGUUAACUUAUCUUGGUCUCUGACGGCGGCAGACAUCAAUGACCUCUUUGCCCAAAGCGGAACCGUAACCGACGUCGAGAUAAUAAAGAGCAAAGACGGGAGGAGCAAGGGCUAUGCCUUCGUUACUAUGGCUUCCGGGGAAGAGGCUCAGGCUGCUGUUGAUAAAUUUGACUCUUAUGAAUUAUCAGGACGGAUAAUAAGGGUAGAACUUGCAAAGAGAUUCAAAAAACCUCCUUCUCCUCCACCUCCUCCAGGUCCCCGUCCUGGAGAGACACGUCAUGUAAUUUAUGCAUCCAACCUUGCAUGGAAAGCAAGAUCUACCCAUCUCAGACAACUCUUCGCUGAGAAUUUCAAAACACCAUCUUCAGCCAGGGUUGUCUUUGACAGCCCUUCUGGACGAUCUGCUGGGUACGGAUUUGUUUCUUUUCUUACCAAGGAGGAUGCAGAGGCUGCCAUUUCUACUGUGGAUGGGAAGGAGUUAAUGGGACGACCGCUUCGCCUAAAAUUCAGUGAAAAGAAAGAUAAAGCUGGAAGGGAAAAAGAUGAAGACCAAGAUAAAGAUGCUGGAAGUGAAGAAGAUGAAGACGAAGGUUCUGAUGCUCGACCGGAAGAAUCAUAAAUUUUAGAUACACAUUUACUGAUUUUUGGUCGUGGUAUGGGAUUGAGUGGAAACCUCUACGAGCUAGAAGUAUACCUCAUGUAUAAAGAACUAUGAUGGAUGGAUUUUUGCAUUCACAAUAUUUUUCACUAAGGUCGACUUUACUAUCCUUUAAAAUGUGGGUGAAAAUUUAAGAAAUUUUUUUUAUGUAAUUCUUAUAAAUCUCGUCUCUGAAUUUUUUCACUCCCAUUUUUAAGGGUGCUUAAGGGGUGAUAAAACUUAAAAAUCUUUGUCAAUUAAAACUUGCAAACCAUAUAUCUUGAGACUAAGCUCAAUUCAUUAUAUUGGAACCAUAGAUCUCUAUCUUGGCA
This is a messenger RNA of Glycine soja, 1269 nucleotides long. Its product is annotated as 29 kDa ribonucleoprotein, chloroplastic-like. Gene Ontology annotation, molecular function: mRNA binding. The transcript has 4 exons. Gene Ontology annotation, cellular component: cytosol. The record is from RefSeq and is a predicted model, not a curated record. NCBI's taxonomy places the organism in Eukaryota, Viridiplantae, Streptophyta, Magnoliopsida, Fabales, Fabaceae. The coding region runs from base 50 to 919 and encodes 289 amino acids.